AUGGGAGUGAAGGAUUUAUUUGAUGCGAGACGAUCUGAUUUGUCUGGGAUCACGGGCACCAAAGAUCUGUAUGUUACAGAAGUGAUUCACCAGGCCUACUUGGAGGUCAAUGAGAAGGGCAGUGAAGCUGCUGCAGCUACAGCCAUGAAUUUUAUGCUUGGGAGCAGCAUGUAUUCAGAGCUACACACGUUUGUUGCUGACCAUCCAUUCCUGUUCUUCAUUAAAGAUCAAAGAUCAGGAUUGGUAUUAUUUGCUGGCAGGUUGGCUGUUCCCUAAGAUCUUUCUGCUGAAGGAUAAACUUUAGGAUUAAGUUUUUAAUAUGAAUUUGGUUAUGGAUAUACAGUACAGUAUUGGUAUUUUCCUAAUGGUUUUUCAUGAAAUAUAAUUUUUAAUCCCCUCUCCAUAUACGCAGUUAUAUUAUGUUUAUCAAGAUUGAUGGCUGCUGAACUGAUGUUGAUUGACUUAUAAGGAUGCAGUUUACUUAAUUACAUUAAUAAACUUAAAAUAGUUCAUUUAUAAGUAAAUAUUUAGAAUCUUCACAUUCUGGUUUCAGUUAGACAAAAUGCUAUCCACUUAAUAUUUAAAAUAACACAAUUUUAGUCUAACUUAUUAUAUACUGGUAUAUGUAAUAUACAUUAUAUAUAAUUUAUUACUCAAGGGGGUGUAGUAAUUUGUUAAACUCUAUAAAGGACUAAUUAAUGAA
Molecule: messenger RNA, 703 nt
Organism: Procambarus clarkii (red swamp crayfish)
Lineage: Eukaryota; Metazoa; Arthropoda; Malacostraca; Decapoda; Cambaridae
Source: RefSeq, a predicted model, not a curated record